CGGGACAUGACGUAAAUUACAAUUAUUGUAAUAACGCGGUGCAGUGCACGAGAUUCGCUAGGAAUACAACAUUCGUUUGCGUAUUAUUAGUGCGUGUAACAAUAAUAAUAAUAUAUUACUUUAUUGCAAAAAAAAAAAAAAAUAUUUUUCUGGAAACGUAUAACCGUCGCGGAUAACUCGUCGAUGACUCGUUCGCGUUUUCCUCGUCGGGUCGUUUAUAUUAUACAUAGCUGCUUCUGCUGGCACUAAUUGAGAAACAGCGGACAGUAACGAUAAUUAUUAAAAUAUAUAAUAAUAUCACGAUGUACGAUUUUAAUUCGCUUAACGUUUUACGGAAUUUUAAUUUACAAUAAUAACGAUUAAUAGUACGAUUCGCAAAAUUCAGUCAGCAGCUGAUCGUAGACCACACGUGUUCAUAAUAGUCAAUAGACGACGAUUAUUGUAAUAAUGCUAUUGUAACAUAUGUCUUCGUAGUGCGAUGUAUAGUGAGUAUAGGUAUACACAUGUGGACGUUUACGUUUCAAUCUUUCUAUCGUAUCAAGACUGAUUAAAUGAAGUGCUAGUGCGCCUACUUUGGAUAUGGUAUUUUUAUUGACAAAAAUACAAAAGACAUUUAUCACAGACAAUAUCUUAUCUCGGAACCUUGGAAUGGGUAUAUACUGCGUGAUUAACCACUCAACAUAAUAAAAUAACAUAAUAUUAAUUGUAUCAUAGCAUUUUUACACCUUCAGUCACAUAUUAUGAUGCACAGUUAAUAUAUUUGACAAACUCCGUUAUUACAAAUGUGAAAUCAUAUACAUAUUGUAUUUUUCGUUUAAGUCUGAAAACUGUUUACGUUCGAAAUAUUAUUAUGUUGAUCGCUACCACUUGUAAACAUUUAUAAGUGCACUAAUAUUACUAAAUACUAAGAUUACUUUAUAACAAAAACAUCAGACAUCACAACCAGAUGAAUCAAUUUAACAAAAGGCCAAUUAAUAAUUUAUUCUUAAAAUGGAAAUAAAAACGAAAAAUCACGUAUCCGUUGUCACUGGAUCAUCAAAUAUGAAUUUAAUACUCGGCAUAUGUCUGAUGGGCAUAGUUUCGUUGACAGCAGCACAAACCAGAGUCAAAUGUUUUGACAACAAUAAGGGCAAAGAUCAAAUGGGAAUAAUAUUGGACUGUUCCAAUAUGGCUGGCAAGAGUCAUCCAUACACUAUUGAAGACUGGAUCCGAUACCAUGCGUUCUUCGAUGAUGGAAUUCUUGCUAAUCGUGUAUUGCAUAUUAAUUUGGAAAACAAUAAUUUUCAAGAAAUAUUUACAUUCCCGUAUAUGACAUCGUUGAAAAAAUUGUCGUUUAAGUACAACAACAUAUCGUCCAUGGAAAAUAAGGCGUUGACGAACUUACCAGCACUCGAAGAACUGGAUCUAAGUUACAAUUCGUUGAGCAGUCAUGAAUUACGUCAAUCAGUUUUCCGUCGUUAUACACGUCCAAGUUUACCAGCUACAAAUGAUCCAGCGCUAAAAGUCCUUAAAUUAGGAUUUAACAAUAUACAUUCGUUGCCGCCAAAUUUUUUCCAGCAUUUAACGAAUUUAGAAAAUCUUGAAGUGAAUAAUAAUCCUUUAAUGGUGAUUGAUCAAAACACAGAAAUCUCCUUAGGAUAUUUAACCAAUCUCCAGGUAUUGGAUUUAAGUAACACGGGAAUAUCAAAUUUCCCAACAAAUGUGUUUUCUCCAUUGCUCAAUGUCCAAACAUUAUAUUUGAACGGUAAUCAGUUUGAGAAAAUACCAAAAGAAAUUCGUAAUAUGCCCCUAGCAUAUCUCAAUAUGAACGCAAACCCUAUAAGUAACUUGGACAGUGAGUCGUUUGUCGGUCUGGACCAACUUCAAGAACUCAUUAUUAGUGGUAUGCCUAAUUUAACCGAUGUCGGAUACGGCACAUUCGCUCCACUUAAGAAGCUCACAACACUAUUCAUGUCGCACAAUCCCAGUUUGUCAAACAUCCAUUACGACGCUUUCGUGGAUAAUAGCAGUCAACACUCGUCGUUAAGACAAUUAUCAAUAAAAUACACGAACAUUAGCAGUAUAGAUUCAAGGCUCUACCCUUGGUCAAUGUUAGACUUAUUCGACGCCAAAGGUAAUCCAUGGACGUGUGACUGUAGAUUGUCAUGGCUUGCAAGUUAUAUCAAUGAAACAUUUGCAGAAAUACCAGAGACACUUCUAUAUUAUCGGUGUAGCGAGCCGAAAAACCUAUAUGCCACACUAUUAUCUCAAUUGAAUGAACAUAUCGAUUGCGAUGAUUACAUCCAUAUUUCUAAUAAUCACAGUCACGGUCAUGUCACUCGACUCCGUCAUUUUAUUAUUGUCAUCGGAUUGGUGAUUGGCAUUUUCGUGUUUGGAACAUUAAUAAACAUGGGCUGUAGGGAAAUAAAGAAAGUGCUUAAGCCCAGGAUAUAUGUUCCAACUGGAUUUAGCACAGGUGUAAAAUACAAACCCGCAGAUUUCGAAGAAAAUAUAGACACAAUAGAAGUGCCUGCCAAAAACGCAAUGAUCCAUGGACGAUCGCCAAUAGUUAUAAACAAUAGAGACUGAAAUUUUAAAUUGUAAGCUUUUUGGCUAAAAACAAAUUGGAGCCAAAAGAUAAGAUAGAAAAUAUUAAUGUGAAACAUUAAGCAAUAUUAUUUAAAAGUUAGGUAUUUACUAUACGUAUGUCGUAGGUACAUAUGUAUACGAAUAAUUGUCGUUGAUCAAAAUAAUAAAUGUUAUUUUUAUUUA
Molecule: messenger RNA, 2751 nt
Organism: Aphis gossypii (cotton aphid)
Lineage: Eukaryota; Metazoa; Arthropoda; Insecta; Hemiptera; Aphididae
Product: leucine-rich repeat-containing protein 70-like
Exons: 7
Coding region: 991-2568 (525 amino acids)
Cellular component (GO): extracellular matrix
Molecular function (GO): protein binding
Source: RefSeq, a predicted model, not a curated record